CCACGAUCGCAAACGCAGGCAUGGGCAAGGACUACUACGCCAUACUCGGUGUAGGUCGUGACGCAGACGACGAGCAGAUCAAGCGCGGAUACCGCAAGCAAGCGGUAAAGUGGCAUCCAGACAAGUGGACUUCCAAGUCAGAGUCGGAACGUGCAGCCGCCGAGGAGCGGUUCAAAGACGCGGCUGCAGCUUACGAGGUGCUGUCCGACAAGCAAAAGCGCACCAUUUACGACCAGUAUGGAGAGGAGGGGCUCAAGGCCGGUGGCGGCGGCGGCGGCUGUGGCGGCGGCGGCAUGCCAGGUGGGUUUGGCGGGAUGGGCGGGAGGCCAAUGGACGGUGGAGUGAAGUUCACCUUCUCGUCGGGCGGAGGUGGACGCAGCAUGGACAACGCGCGAGCCGAAGAGCUCUUCCGCCAGUUCUUUUCGCAGGGCGACCCGUUUAGGUCGGCAGACGACCCGUUCGACGACAUCUUUGCCGGGCUCAGUGGCUUGCGACGCAGCACGGGCAUUGCCAGCGGUGGACGGCGUGCUCCUCGUGCCGACGUGCUGCCGCACGGCACGCCCGUUCGACUCUGCGACCUCAGCCAAGCGAACUUCAACGGCGCAUCUGGCACUAUCGACCAGUGGGACGAGGCGCGAGGCCGCUAUGUGGUGUCUCUCGGGAAGGGCGUCUCUCUCGCUGUCCGCACCCAGAACGUGAGCCAGGUGGUGGCCGAGGCGCGCGUGGUUGGAACCUCGCAGCCGCAGCUCAAUGGUAAGGUGGCGGCCGCUGCCACGUUUGAUCGCGCUACAAAGCGCUACCGGAUGGAGGGCCUCACGAGCAAGGGCGUCGUGGCGCUCAAGCCGGAGAACGUGAUAUUGCCACAGAGGACGCGUGUGACCAUCCAAGACGUCAUCUCGCGACCGCAGCUCAACGGUCGCGCCGGGUCAAUCCGAGACGUCGAGGGGGACCGAUACGUGGUUGACUUGCCGGGCGAGGCGCCACUCAAGGUCCGGUUCCACGCGGCAGUGGCUUGCUGACGGCGUCUCGCAUCUUUAGUUCCUAUCUUGCACAUAGAGAGCCGCACCUGCAGAGACACGCGUACAAUCACGUAAGAUACAGUGUCGGCUCGCGCUCGCGAGACUGUGACGGUCGACUUAUGUCAUAUGUGAGAUCUGAGAAUUGGCCAUUGCGUGUCAUAUUUUGCGUGUGACGGACAGUGUUCCGGCAUACGAUCUCCGCAUAUACGGGUGUGUGUACACGUGUGUGCUGGCUGCUGCACACAAGCCGUCAGUCGUAGCCGUGUGUAGGAUAGAGAGUAUGUAUGUAUCUGAGGAGACGAUUCAACUUACAGU
This is a messenger RNA of Emiliania huxleyi CCMP1516, 1334 nucleotides long. RefSeq lists its product as hypothetical. The record is from RefSeq and is a predicted model, not a curated record. The transcript has a single exon. The coding region runs from base 21 to 1019 and encodes 332 amino acids. Lineage: Eukaryota; Haptophyta; Isochrysidales; Noelaerhabdaceae. Gene Ontology annotation, cellular component: cytoplasm; nucleus. Gene Ontology annotation, molecular function: protein-folding chaperone binding; protein folding chaperone.